Molecule: messenger RNA, 837 nt
Organism: Colletotrichum acutatum
Lineage: Eukaryota; Fungi; Ascomycota; Sordariomycetes; Glomerellales; Glomerellaceae
Exons: 1
Coding region: 281-784 (167 amino acids)
Source: RefSeq, a predicted model, not a curated record
UGUGCGAACUAACGGCCAUUGGCGGUCCCAAGACGGAGAGCCUCGCGGCUGGACAAGAUGGAAAAGCCUCACGGCUCGGUGGUCUUCUUUUCAAGGCGUUUGAUUUCUUCGAUUUUUCUCUUAUUAAAACAGCGGGGGUUGUCUUGGUGCUUCACGAUUGCCUGGUUGGCUACCAUCGGGAGGCGUUGCGCAAUCUUCUCAAGCUCAAAAUACCCAUCUUUUCUACUGUGUACGGAAAACCCAAAGCUAAGCCUCGCGGCAUUGUACAUGAUCUAGGCACAUGGAUCUUGUUGGUAUAUUCGAGGUAUCUCUCGAGGUUAUGAGUUACGUCUCUUUUACUUGGUCUAUGAAUUCUUGCCCCCGCGACAGAUAUCUAUCCACCUAUGGGACGAACAUCGUUAUUUACCAAUCUUCAAUUGUACCAAAAAGUAUAGCAAUAUUCCGCUAUGAGUUCAUAAUACACUUUUGCCCAAAGGGCAUUUUCCACGGCACACACUGGGCGCUUAGCCAGGGGCGAGCGAGGCACACACACACUCUCUCUGGUUUCAAAAGCCCCCCCUUCGAAAUGAGGCAACACUCGAUCGCAACUGCGAACUACUUUGGGCACACAUGUUGGGCGACGAGCGCGCAUCAUUCGCCCGUUCUUUCGGCCAUUGCACCCUUGGCACUUGCUAUUCCUCUUGUCUCUUUCCCCGCUAGAGCCCGAUCCGACCUUGGACAUUGCUCGGUGAUGGGAGACUGGCGGUGGCCCCGCCUCUUGUUGACAUUUCCCCUUUGUCGGUGACGUCUCCGUCUCCGUGGCAUAGGGGCAACGCCAGGCGAGGAAUAGCAGAAGGG